AUGGAUAUAUGUCAAAUGAUACUUCAAGCGAUUAAUACUGAUGAUUGGAGUGCCUUCUAUGGUAAUCCGGUGAAAUUCGGUUUAGGGCUUGUAUCGAUGAUUUUCGAUAUAGUGUUCAUAAUCCAGCACUAUGUUCUAUAUCGUAAUAAGAACGCUUCACUAGAAGCGCCAAAGAUUGAUGAGUCACGAGCGACGAUCGAUGCGAACGAUCAAAGCAGUAUGGAGGCAGCGCCGAGUGAGGAUGGUAGUAGCGUACCUAUUUAUGUUGAUCGGACCAAUAAUCCGAUUGUUUAG
Messenger RNA from Anisakis simplex (herring worm), 294 nucleotides. NCBI's taxonomy places the organism in Eukaryota, Metazoa, Nematoda, Chromadorea, Rhabditida, Anisakidae. The record is from the annotation of a GenBank genome assembly.